CAACUCCCAGAGCACCCCGCGCCGCCGCGCGUCCGCGGGGCGGGGCGAGUGCGAAAGAUGUCCGCUCCCGUUGUGGGGCUGCCGGGUGAGAGAGUCUUUGUUCGUAACCAGGAUCCCACAGCUGAGGCAGUUCCUGCACGUGUCGCGGGGCCCGAGAAGCUAGGGCCAGGUAGUUCAGGGAUGCAAGAAUCCUGCAGAUCCGAUGUGUAAAUUGCUUCCGCAGCCGCUAGGCGUGCCCAGCCUUUGCCUCAGAUAGGCCCUUUCCUUUUCUUUCUCCGGGAAUCGAUCUCGGGAAGGGGUGUGGGCAAGGAGAUGAGGACUUUCCCUCUUCGCUUAGGCCACCUCGGGAUAUCCCGGAGGCUCCGGAGAGGCGGUCACUCCGACGUCUGAGGAGCUGGGCCCUGGGCCCGGACUAAUUAUGAAGAGCGACUCCUCGACCUCUGCAGCCCCACUCCGGGGGCUCGGGGGUCCCCUGCGCAGCAGCGAGCCGGUGCGCGCUGCCCCGGCCCGGUCGCCGGCGGUGGACCUGCUGGAGGAGGCGGCCGACCUCUUGGUAGUGCACCUGGACUUUCGGGCGGCGCUGGAGACCUGCGAACGGGCCUGGCAGAGUCUGGCCAACCACGCCCUGGCAGAGGAACCCGCGGGCACCUCCUUGGAGGUGAAGUGCUCCCUGUGUGUUGUGGGGAUCCAGGCCCUGGCAGAAAUGGAUCGGUGGCAAGAAGUCCUCUCCUGGGUUCUUCAGUAUUACCAGGUUCCUGAAAAGCUACCACCCAAAGUCCUAGAACUGUGCAUUCUUUUAUACAGCAAAAUGCAAGAGCCUGGAGCUGUGCUGGAUGUGGUGGGUGCCUGGCUCCAAGACCCAGCCAACCAAGACCUUCCAGAAUAUGGAGCCUUGGCAGAAUUCCACGUGCAGCGGGUGCUGCUGCCUCUGGGCCGCUUGUCGGAGGCAGAGGAGCUGGUGGUGGGCUCUGCAGCCUUUGGGGAAGCGCAGCGACUGGACAUACUUCAGACCAUUGACGCAGCGAGGCAGCAGCAGGAGCAGGAACACCCAGGCUCUGAGGAGGCCCCGAAGCCAAACCCGGAAGGCUCUGUGUCCCAAAAGGUCUUGUCACUACCGAUGUUGGUUCGUCAGCUUUGGGACUCCGCGGUGAGCCACUUCUUUUCUCUGCCCUUCAAAAAGAGCCUUCUGGCUGCCUUGAUCCUCUGUCUCCUGGCGCUGAGGCUUGAUCCAGCUUCCCCUUCCUCCCUGCCCUUCCUCUACAAGCUGGCCCAGCUCUUCCGCUGGAUCCGGAAGGCUGCAUCUUCUUGCCUCUACCAGCUCCGCAUCCGUGACUGAGGGUCCCCUUUGCACCACAGCCUCCCUGCUCCUCAAGUCUGCGGCAACAGAAGCGGAGUGACAGAGCGAUGCGUCCACAGGCGCCCCUGGGGAAGUGGGGCCAGCCUCAUCUUGUGGGGUGCACUGUGUCUGGCUGCUUGGGUACCCUCUCCUUUGCACCCCACUUCGGCUGGCCAUGGUAGAUGACAUGGAAACAAAUAGGGACCAGCAGGCACAGCUCCUCCGGAACAGUUCUCCAGACACCCAGAGGCCCCUUGAAAAGGAGGGGUUUGGGGACACGGACUGCGUCUAUGAAACAUUCCAUCUUGGCGAAGGCAAGGGGUUGGUUCUUCAGGUCAGGACGUUAAUGGAGAUGGAAGUUCAGAAAGAGCCUGGUGGAGUGACACUUGGCCUUUCACUUCUUGACAGACACACCUCUUUACUGUGAGUGGUGGCUCACGCCUGUAAUCCCAGCACUUUGGGAGGCAAGGCAGGUGGAUCACUUGGGGCCAGGAGUUCAAAACCAGCCUGGCUAACAUGGUGAAACCCCAUCUCUACUAAAAAUACACAAAUUAGCCAGGCGUGCUGCACGCCUGUAGUCCUAGCUACUCGGGAUGCUGAGGCACGACAAUUGCUUGAGCCAGGGAGGCAAAGGUUGCAGUGAGCUGAGAUUGUGCCACUGGACUCUCUCAAAAUGAAAAACCAUGCCCCUGAGAGUCACCCCACAGGACAGUACCUUAAUUAGCUAGUGCGAUCUGAGAGGGCCUCUUCCUGCCUGCACUGCGCUCCCCAGAACUGGUCUAGUUCUGUAUCAGUAUGCUGUUCUCAUGGUCUUGCUAUGUGCUUGAAGCUGCGUAAGGCUUCUCACUGUUCAGGCUGGGGCGUGACUGUCAGAACCACUCGGUUGACUACGGAAAACCAAGUGAGGCUUACAGCUCUUAUUGCUGGGGAAAGUGAUCUUGCCUGGUGUAUCUUGGUCUUCAGCUCAAUUUUCCAGGUUGUCCUGGCCAAGCCUUGCUCUGUUACGCUCUGUGCCUCUGCCAUCUUUCCCCGCCAGCCCCUCCCUCCCCCACUGGAAACUUGUCCAUUGGCUACUUCACCAGAUCCUGCCCGUAUCCUCGCCUCCUGGGUACACACCGAUGCAGGUCCCCCCCCUUUCUUGUGCCUUUGUCCUAGUUAUGUUCUGUUUGCAUAAUGCCCAAAUUUUUCUGCUCGUGUGGCCUUGAAAAGUAGGCCAGCCUCAGAGGCUGCUGAGCUGAAAAUGGAACUGAGUAAUCGGGUGAGCUGGAAGGGAUGUGGGGGGGGGCGGGGCAGAGGGGAGACAUGGGCUUUGAAGGCAGCGAACAGUAAAACCUUAGGGAGGCGGCACGGCACUGAGGCCUUUGCAUUUGAGGAGUGAAAUGUUUAGCGUAGUUUUCUCACCAGCCACAAGCAUCUUACGUGUUUGUAUGCAAGGAAUCGUAGUGUACUGAAUGCCGUCAGGAUGAAGAAGGGCUUCCCGCAGGGGCUGGCCUUUCUGCAGCCAGAGGCCAAGCAGGCUGCCCUGCACCGGGUCCUUGGUUGGUUGUGAUGCCAAAAAUAUAGAAGGUGCUUGCUAGCUUUUCAUUGGUACAUUUUCCAAGGUCGCAAGUCAACAGCUUCUCUUUAGAAAAAUGGGUGAAGUAAGCAAACUUCACAGGCCCCUUAGAAUUAAAUCCCUAGGGCAUGGUUCAAGCCUGUAGGAAGCAAAUCUCUGCUUUUUUAUGUGGGCUUUUCAGUAGAGCUUAGAACCCUGGGGGGAGAAAGGCAGUCAGGUGAGGUUUGAGAUUCCUUCUAUAGAAUGAUUUCUUAAAAUGAAAAUCUGGGCCCACUUACUAGCCUAGAUAAAAUGCUUCAGUGGCUUCCCAUGGCUCACAGGAUGGCAUCCAGAUUCUUUGUGAAAUUGAAGGCCCCUAUGUGAUGGGUUUGGCUAAUGCCUCCCCCUUGAUGUGGGGCCCCUGUUUAUUAUAUGCGUGGUCUUCCGGCUGCCCGACCGUCACAGCUUUCUGACCACGGCGUGCUCCCCUGGGGCCUCUGUGCCUCGGUUCAUGCUGUUUCUGCUGAAGGCCUAGCACCUGCUCUUGGCCUGGUGAGCCACUCCACCUUCCAGGCUAACUCAAAUAAUCCUUUCCACCCGUCCCUGUGUCCAGGGCUCUGUUUCAUAUCCCUUUUGCAGUAGUGACCCCUUGGCCUUGUAAUUGUGAACGUCUUUGGUGCCUCUUCAAAGUUGGGGAGUGCUCGUUGCAGUGUGCAAGUCAGUGUCAGAUCUAUUCUGUGCCACGUGUGCCUGUUGGGAAGUAAUUUAACCUUCUCAGCCCUGGUGUCCUCAUCUGUAAGUCUUAUAGGGUUUUUUAGGUGAGCAAAUGAGAUCAUGUGUGUGAUGCACCCUGAGUAGGAGCUCUUGUGAGUGGUCACUGUCCCAGGAGCAGCAGUGUCCCCCUAGUGCCCAUUGGGUGUCUGGGAGGGGGAAGGUGCUCAGGUGUCUAAAGGAGCGGAUUGAUGUAACUGACACACCAAGAGGUCUGUGUACUUUCGUGAGUCUGUGAGAUUUUGUGUUGUGAAAGCCCGGAAGGUAAAGACGCCCUGAUGAUGCCCACCUUGUUUCCACUCGGCCUGAGGUUCCCUGUGUUCUUGUAAGGUUGCAGCUUCUCUGUGUGUGUCCAUCUUGCACUCUGCAAUGCUGUCUGGUAACCAGCCCUAGCUGCCUGCCUCAUCAGGCAAGGAACUCAGAACCCAAACUGCUCCUGUGACCUUGACCUUUUCCAAGGAUGUAGGCUGGUGCUCGUGUCCGAUGUCAGCUCUGGGCUUCACGGGGUCCAAGGUGAAGGGAUGGCUUUCCUGUUGACUCAUACCCGCACUGUCCAAGGCAGCAAUCAUUCAUCAGGUGGGGCUUUUGAGCCCCCGACAGGUGGCUAGCCCAGGUUAAGACGUUCUGCAAAAUGUAAAUGGUGGAUUUCAAAGACUUAGUACUAAAAAGAAGAAUGGAUUUUUUAAUAUUGAUUGCCUGGUAAAAUGAUAAUAUUUUAGAUAUGCUGUGUUAAGUGAAAUAUUAAAAUUAAUUUCAUCUG
This is a messenger RNA of Callithrix jacchus (white-tufted-ear marmoset), 4401 nucleotides long. RefSeq names its product peroxisomal biogenesis factor 26 (gene PEX26). Gene Ontology annotation, biological process: protein import into peroxisome matrix; protein import into peroxisome membrane. Gene Ontology annotation, cellular component: peroxisomal membrane; peroxisome. Gene Ontology annotation, molecular function: ATPase binding; protein-containing complex binding. Lineage: Eukaryota; Metazoa; Chordata; Mammalia; Primates; Cebidae. The record is from RefSeq and is a predicted model, not a curated record.